This is a messenger RNA of Salvia hispanica, 815 nucleotides long. Its product is annotated as LURP-one-like protein (DUF567). NCBI's taxonomy places the organism in Eukaryota, Viridiplantae, Streptophyta, Magnoliopsida, Lamiales, Lamiaceae. The record is from RefSeq and is a predicted model, not a curated record.
AUGGCUACAAAAUCAAGUGUCCUACCAAUUGUGAGCAAAGUCUACUGUGCACCGUCGGAUGUGAUCCUCGCCGUGAGGCGGCGGCCGAACGUGGCCAACGGGGGCGGCUUCGUGGUGGCGGACGCGGCCCAACGGGUCUUGUUUCGCGUCGACGGCUGCGGAGUUAUUGGCAAAAAGGAUGAACUCAUUCUCAAAGAUGGAGAUGGAAAUGCUUUGCUACUCAUCCGGCGUAAGGGAGGGACAAUUGAGGCACUAAGCCUAACUAGGAAAUGGAAAGGGUUCGUCUACGACUUCGUCGGGUCCGAAAAACUCGUCUUCACUUUAAAGGAACCAAACUCGUGUUUCUUGACCCAAAAUGUGUUCCGGAUAUCUGUCGAAUCCAAGGAGCUUUGCAGCCACGGCAGCUUUGAAGUCCAUGGCGACUUUCCCGCCCGGGCUUGCACCAUUGUUAGCCCCAUGGGAGAUGUCGUAGCACUGAUUGGUGUAAAUAAGGAGAUGCAACGAUUGAUGAGGACAAGAGAUAUGUAUCAUGUGGAAAUAAAGGCUGGUUUCGAUCAAGCUUUUGUUUUUGGAGUGAUUGCUGUUCUUGACUACAUAUAUGAUGGAUCUACAAGAUGUUGACCAUUUUAUUACAAUUUUAUUUAAAUAAUUCUUGUUAAUCAAUCUGUUUUUAUUUCUCCUUUUGGAAUAUUAGUCAAUCAACGUUUCGAAAGGGAAAAAAAUUGUUUGAGAUUCGUUUGUGUUUAUGUUUCGUUAUUUUAUUUCAUCAGUACACAUGUCGAACAUAUCGAUAUUGGUGAAUGAUUGGAUAUGCA